This is a messenger RNA of Nothoprocta perdicaria, 2779 nucleotides long. It is a transcript of the gene ZCCHC8, whose product is annotated as zinc finger CCHC-type containing 8. Lineage: Eukaryota; Metazoa; Chordata; Aves; Tinamiformes; Tinamidae. The coding region runs from base 4 to 2145 and encodes 713 amino acids. Gene Ontology annotation, cellular component: catalytic step 2 spliceosome. The record is from RefSeq and is a predicted model, not a curated record. The transcript has 14 exons. Gene Ontology annotation, molecular function: RNA binding; zinc ion binding.
AAGAUGGCGGCUGAGGUGGACUUUGGCGACCGCGAGCUAUUCGAGCAGCUCGAGGAGGAGGACGCGCCACCGCCGCCCUCUCACAUCCGCUUCGACGAGGAGGAGGAAGAGGAAGGAGCCGAGGGCGCGCUGGCGGAGCUGCGCGAGCGCCUGCGGGGCUGUGAAGAGACGGUGCGGCGGCUCCGGGCGGAGAAUCAAGAACUUAAAAGGAAGCUGAAUAUUCUGACUCGCCCUAGUGGAAUUUCAGUGGACAGCUCUAAAUGCGAUGGGCCUCUGCUGCAGAUUUUAUUUAUGAACAAUGUCAUUUCAAAGCAAUAUCAUCAAGAAAUUGAAGAUUUUGUUUUUAAUUUAGUUCAGAAGUAUGAAGAGCAACAGAGAUCUGUACCAGAAAAAAGCCACUUCAAUCUUAAGCCACAGCCCUCCAGUAUUCUUUUGGAAGAGGAUUUUAAAGCAGCAAGCUCAAAUUCUGUUAAAAAAAUGAAGGAAGCCUUCAGUGUUGUAGGAAGUGUUCUGUAUUUUACCAAUUUUUGUCUUGAUAAACUGGGACAGCCUAUAUUAAAUGAAAAUCCACAACUGACAGAAGGAUGGGAAAUACCUAAAUAUCAGCAAGUUUUCAGCCAGAUUCUCUCCCUAGAUGGACAAGAAAUACAAGUAAAACCAAAAAGGCCAAAACCUCAUUGUUUUAAUUGUGGUUCUGAAGAACAUCAAAUGAAAGACUGUCCAAAGCCACGAAAUGCUGCUCGUAUAAGUGAGAAGAGAAAGGAAUAUUUGGAAGCUUGUGGUGAAACGAGCAACCAGAAUUACCAGCAGCGUUAUCAUGCAGAAGAAGUGGAAGAGAGAUUUGGAAAAUUUAAACCAGGAGUAAUUAGUGGAGAACUUCAGGAUGCACUUGGUGUCACAGAUAAGAGUCUUCCUCCAUUUAUAUAUCGCAUGCGUCAGCUGGGUUAUCCUCCAGGUUGGCUCAAAGAGGCUGAAAUGGAGCACUCGGGUCUUGCACUUUAUGAUGGCAGAGAUGGCGGUGAAACAGAAGAUGAAGGAUCCCAUCAACCCAAACGUGUCACAUACGAUGUGUCUAAGUUGAUAAACUAUCCAGGGUUUAAUAUAUCCACUCCAAGUGGGAUUCCAGAUGAAUGGCAGAUAUUUGGUUCCAUACCCAUGCAGCCAUCUCAACAGAAGGAUGUUUUUGCAAACUACCUUUCUACUUUUCAUGCGUCAAGUACAAAGCCAAGCAACAAAAGGGCUGCAACACAGUCAAGCCCACAUCCUUCAAAGCGACCAAAAGCAGACAACUCGGAGGUACCAGCACCUGACAUGGACCUAGAUUCUGAUUUGGAAGUGUCACAAAGGUCUCAAACUCGUAACAGCUUUCAGUUCCAGCCUCCGUUGCCACCUGGGCCUCCAUCAAGUUCAGCUCCUCCUCCUUUACCAGAAGGGACACCUCCACUUACUCCACUACACUCUACACCACCGCAACCUCCAACCCCCACGCCCCCUCCUCUUCCUAGGAGUACUCCACCUUUGACUCCUUCCGGUGUUACUUCUCAGCCAAAAAUAGUGGACUCAACCAUGGAUGAGGAUACUCUGACUUUAGAAGAGCUGGAGGAACAGCAGCGAUUAAUUUGGGCAGCACUAGAGCAGGCAGAGAGCACAAACAGUGACUCCGAUAUUCCUGUUGAUACACCUUUAACUGGAAACUCUGUUACAUCAUCACCAUCCAGGAAUGAAGUAGAACUUGUUGCAGAAGUAAGAUCAUCUGACAAGGUGGUUACAGUAGAAACUAAGCUUUCUGAUACUGGUUCACAGGUACCAGAAAAUGAACAUCCUAAAACUAGUCCUAAUCCAGGUGAUAGUUCACUUAUUUUAAAGGAAAAUCCUGAUAAUGCAGAUUCUGAAGGCAUGCUGGAUGACAUCACCCCUGCUCCCAAAGUUGAGGUUAGCAAUGGAGGAAAUACAAGUGUUAGUCAGAUGGUCACAAACACUGAAUCAUCUGCAAAGAACUCCGGUCCCAUUCCUGACAUGAGCAAGUUUGCUGCAGGAAUAACACCAUUUGAAUUUGAAAAUAUGGCAGAAUCAACGGGUGUUUAUCUUCGCAUACGAAGUGUUUUAAAAAACUCCCCUAGAAACCAGCUAAAGAAAAAGCCCUAAUCUUAACUGGUCUUCCUUUGCUCCAUUAUGUGCAAAUCUCUUUGCCCUUCUCUCUCCUCGUGCAGUUUUAUGGAGUUAGAUAAUCUUCAUCCUCCUGUGGCAAAGAGAAAAUCUGGAAAAAUACGGCUAUGCCCCUGGUCUACCUUUGAACUGCAGCCAUUGCAGGCCUUCCGUACUGACCAGGACCAAUGCUACCAGAAAAUAUACAGGAAUUUCCUAUAUCCUUCCACUAAGGAAUAACAGGACUGUUGAUUUAUUAAGAACAAUUUAUCAAUACACACAACUCAAAGAAAUUGUAAUUCGGUGUUCAUUACUUUAUAUUGUCCUUGAGUUUCAGGUGAAAUGCUGAUUUUUUUUAAUCUGUUCUUUGUACAAUAACCUAUACUUUAUAUGUUUUGCUAAUUAUCCUGUAGGUAAGUUUAAUAUAUUAAGAAUGUUUUUUAAAAAAGAGUAAACGUAAAGAUUUCCCACAUCUAAAUUCUGGCAGUUGGAUGGAAGCAAUCAGGGACUACCAGCAUUAUCUUCACCAUUUCAAAUAUUUUUAUAAAUUAUUUAUGUGGGUCAGUUUUAAGUACCACUAUAUCUUUUGUAACAUCCUCCUUCAUGUAAACUUGCUGUACAUAUCUGUUCAUUU